Molecule: messenger RNA, 1032 nt
Organism: Laetiporus sulphureus 93-53
Lineage: Eukaryota; Fungi; Basidiomycota; Agaricomycetes; Polyporales; Laetiporaceae
Product: NAD(P)-binding protein
Exons: 4
Coding region: 1-1032 (343 amino acids)
Biological process (GO): methylation
Molecular function (GO): methyltransferase activity; nucleic acid binding; oxidoreductase activity, acting on the CH-OH group of donors, NAD or NADP as acceptor
Source: RefSeq, a predicted model, not a curated record
AUGCCGGUAGUCGCGACAGGGACAGUCCUCGUCACCGGGGCCAAUGGCUACAUCGCCAUGUGGGUGGUACGCACGUUGCUGCAGGCGGGAUACUCUGUCCGUGGGACCGUACGCUCCGAGGGCAAGGCGAAGCACCUCCGACAGGUGUUCGCCUCGUAUGGCAACAAGCUCGAAAUUUUGAUCGUCGAGGACAUCACUCGGCAAGGAGCGUUCGACGAGGCUGUGAAGGGCGUCGAUGCGAUCGAGCAUACUGCCUCGCCCUUCCACUUCAAGGCCGAUGACCCAGAGGAGCUCAUCGUGCCCGCCGUGCAGGGCACGACCCGCAUACUCGAGUCCGCACUCGCGAACGGUACCACCGUGAAGCGCGUCGUUGUGACGUCGUCCACCGCGUCCGUGAUGCACCCGCAAGAUACGCCGCGCGCGUUCUCCGAGCUCGAUUGGAACGACGCCGCGAUCAAUGAGGUGAAGGAGAAGGGGCGCGGGGCGAGCCAGCCCGCGAAGUACCGCGCGAGCAAGACGCUCGCGGAGCGCGCGGCAUGGGAGUUUGUCGAGAAGAACAAGGGCGCGACUGGGUGGGACCUCGUCGUGCUGAACCCACCGUACGUGUUUGGACCGGCUACUCAGGAGGUCGGCGCGCCGGAGGCGUUAAACGAGAGUAUGCUCGAUUGGUUCCAUAGCGUGUUCAAGGGGUCGCGGGAUGCGAAGCAGCUCUCCGCCGUAGGAUCAUCAUGGAUCGACGUGCGCGACCUGGCUGAUGCGCAUUUACUUGCUCUUCAAAAAGAAGAAGCAGGCGGCGAACGUAUCAUCAUCUCUGAGGGCGUGUUCAAGUGGCAGGACUUUGUGAACGCAGCCCGCAAGUAUGGCGCCAAGAUACCCGAGGGCGACACUUCCUAUGACAUCAAGACGGCGACGCACGACAUCAUGUAUGACACAUCCAAAGCGGCCAGAUUGCUCGGGCUGAAGUAUCACUCGAUCGAACAGUCGACCAAGGAUAUCAUGGAUGAUUUUAAGGCCAGGCACUGGAUUCCGUGA